AUGGAGCUCGAUGAAGAUGGAGGGCUAGAGGCCAUAGAGAAGGAGGAACAGCUGCGACGGAGGCAGGUGGCGCGUGGGAGGUGGGGCAUCCUGCGCAACGCUCUGUUGAAUCGGGCAAGAAGGAAUGAGGGAGGCGACGGCGAACCUGGCGGUGCAACGUCGAAGCGGACCUUCCCAGGAUUCGAUCUCUUCACCAAAGCCGUAGUUCGCGAAGAGGAGCUGAACCACGUUGAAGACGAAUCGAAGCAAGAUUUCACAUUCGUUCGCUACACGGCGCGAUUUCCAACCAAGACCGCCGAAGAUGACAAGGCAGGCGCCGACCUGCCGUGCAGUGUGGUGGUACGGCAUCCGAAUGAGCGAGUAGCGCUGGGCAAGGCCGAUCUUGCAGGCUUCGACAACACGGGCAACAUCUGUGUGUGGCCAUCAGAGGAAGUGCUGGCAUACUACUGCCUCCAGAACCCUGAGCAGCUCAGGUUGGGUCUCGUGGCAGCGACCCACCUCUCCUGUGCCUCUGUUCUCAUCACGGACGGCAACGACAAGGCCACGCAGAAUCUUGCUUGCAGCGUGAAACACAACGCCGUUCGGUCGGAGAGCCGAGGGUUCGUGCGCGGCGAGAAGCUGUUGUGGGAUCGUCGCUUGUUCCUGCACGAGUACCACGACGAUCUGCUUCACAUCCUGCGUGAGCUUCUGCGUCCCGGCGGGGAGGCGCUCAUCAUCGCGCCGAGAAGGGGCCGCACGCUGGCGGCAUUCGUCGAGCGGGCCAAGCAAGAUACUGUAGUGGUUGACGAGGAGUAUGAUCGCCUCGUGUGGUCACGCCAUCAAGAGCUACUGUCGCACGGCAUCAGUGGUGGCGGUUCGGCGGAAAGCGAUCAAACGGCAACAGCUGCUACCUACCAGCCGGACAUCCACUACCCCUGGCUUCUUCGCCUGAUCCACCCUUGA
Acanthamoeba castellanii str. Neff is the source of this 942-nucleotide messenger RNA. RefSeq names its product CDNA: fis, clone, putative. The transcript has 7 exons. The record is from RefSeq and is a predicted model, not a curated record. Gene Ontology annotation, cellular component: cytoplasm. The coding region runs from base 1 to 942 and encodes 313 amino acids. NCBI's taxonomy places the organism in Eukaryota, Discosea, Longamoebia, Acanthamoebidae. Gene Ontology annotation, molecular function: calmodulin-lysine N-methyltransferase activity.